AUGGCUUUGACAAGUAUUACAAGUGGCCUUAUUCCAACUCCAGAAAUUCCUCAGCCAGAUUCUUAUUUUAUACACAGUCCUGAAGUGACAGGAAACAUGCCAACUCAGUCUCUCUUAGUGUAUAUGGAUGGACCGGAAGUUAUUGGCAAUUCUCUUGGCAGCCAGAUGGAGCUAGAUGAUGCCAUGUCAGUAAAAGGGACCACCACUGUUCCUUUCAGAGCCACGCAAGAGAAGAGCAUCAUCCAAAUCGAAGGCUACACGCCCUUGGACUGCAUGUUCUGCAGUCAGACCUUCACCCACUCUGAAGACCUCAAUAAGCACGUGCUGCUGCAGCACCGGCCCAUCCUCUGUGAGCCCGCAGUUCUGCGUGUGGAAGCAGAGUAUCUCAGCCCUCUAGAUAAAGGCCAAGUGCGAACAGAACCCCCCAAGGACAAGAGUGGCAAAGAGAAUGAAGACCUGAGCUGUGAAGUGUGUGGGCAGACGUUCAGAGUUGCGUUUGACGUGGAGAUCCACAUGAAGAAACACAAGGACUCUUUCACCUACGGGUGUCACGUGUGUGGACGGAGGUUCAAGGAGCCCUGGUUUCUGAAGAACCACAUGCGAACACACAAUGGCAAGUCGGGGGCCAAGAGCAAGCUGCAGCAGGGCUUGGAAAGCCCGGUCACCAUCAACGAGGUUGUCCAGGAGCAGGCUGCGGAGAGCAUCUCCUCUCCUUUCAAGAUGUGCAUGGUUUGUGGCUUCCUAUGCCUAGCACAAGAUAAGGAGAAGCCUAGACAUGCCAACGGUGAAGUGCCUUCUGGGGACGCGGACCCCAAGUUGUCCAGUAAGAGUGAGAAGCCCACGCAUUGCUCUGAGUGUGGCAAGGUGUUCAGAACCUACCACCAGCUGGUCCUGCACUCGAGAGUCCACAAGAAGGACCGGAGGACAGAUGCUGAGUCGCCCACCAUGUCUGUGGACGGCCGGCAGCUGAGGACGUGUUCUCCAGACCUAGCCGGCACCCUGGAUGAAAACGGAGCCACAGAUCGAGAAGGAGGCUCUGAAGAUGGAUCCGAGGACGGACUUCCCGAAGGCCUCCAUCUGGAUAAAAAUGAUGAUGGAGGCAAAAUAAAGCAUCUGACAUCCUCAAGAGAAUGUAGUUACUGUGGAAAGUUUUUCCGUUCAAAUUAUUACCUCAAUAUUCAUCUCAGAACGCAUACAGGUGAAAAACCGUACAAAUGUGAAUUUUGUGACUAUGCUGCAGCCCAGAAGACCUCUCUACGGUAUCACUUGGAGAGACACCACAAAGAUAAGCAGGUCGAUGUGGCCGCUGAGGUCAAGAGCAAAGGGAAAAACCAGGAAACGGAAGAUGUACUACUCAUCGCCGACAGUGCGCAAACCAGCAAUUUGAAAAGAUUUUUCGAUGGUGCCAAAGAUGUGAAAGGCAGCCCACCUGCCAAGCAACCUAAGGGGAUGGCCCCUGCCUUUCAGAAUGUUCUGGGCAGCGCUGUCCUCUUGCCAGUACACAAAGAUACUCAGGAUUUCAAUAAAAAUGCAACUGAAGGUAGUGCUGAUCAGCUAGGCAGACACCCAGCCCCUGCUUAUUUGGACGUGUUAAAGAAGAGACCAGUGCCCGAAGCUCAUGCUAUCAACCUCGCUCACAGAGCAGAAGUGGCUGCUCCGCCUCAUCCUCACCCAGACGCCACUGCCGCCCACAAGGCCGAGGUUGGCCUCAAAGAGAAGGCAGAGGUGGCAGCAGACAGCAGAGUGAAGCCCAGCAUGGACUGUCAACACUCACAUUGCCACUUCAUUUACAAGGCUGGGCUGACUGACUCUAGCACUUUAGCCCCCAGUAACCUGAAGUCGCACAGGCCACAGCCCAGCAUUGGGGUGCAGGGGGCUUCAGCCGCCAGGCAGCAGCCCUCGGAGAUGUUUUCUAAAAGCGGAGUUUCUCCUGCCCCGGAGAAGACCAAAAGGCCAGAGACGAAGUUCAAAGCCCCGGUGGUCUCCGUGUCCCAGCCCUCGAGCAGCAGCACCAUCAAUGGCUCCGCCGACUUCUCGGCCAAGCACAACGGCCUGUGGGCGCCCGCGGGAAGAGACUACUUCUGUGGCCGCAGCGCAGGUGUUGCCAGCCCGGAGCUCGGAGAGCCGCUUCCCAAGCGGCCAAAAGCCGGGCCCGUGGUCCUGGACGCGGAGCAGCCUGGGCCCCACUACCGAAGGGUCCUUGACCUGCCCAAGUACACGGUGGGCCGUGGAACCGCAAGGCUGCUGCCCCAGGAGUACGCGUUCCCGCCGCCGAAGGUGCUGCCCUCCAAGCCGAGGUUCCUGGCGUCGGGCGAGAUCGACUCCGCCAAUGUGCUGACCUUACACUCGCCCUACAGCGGGCCCGCGUCACUCUACACGUGCAACCCUGCGAGCUCUGCUGCUGGCGUGGCGCUGGAAGGAAAAAGGCCUGUGUCUUAUCAACACUUAUCUAGCAGCAUGCUUCAAAAGAGAAACUAUGAGAAUUUUAUUGGGAAUGCACAUUAUCGGCCAAAUGACAAGAAAACUUGAUUUCCUAUUUUGGGGAAGAAAGGUCUUGAUGGAUGUGUGCUCCAUGAAGUUGAGUCAGUUCAUCCUUCGAGAAAGUGAGCGGUGAAAGCUACUGAAAUAAGCUGUGACUGUACUGUAC
Molecule: messenger RNA, 2647 nt
Organism: Myotis davidii
Lineage: Eukaryota; Metazoa; Chordata; Mammalia; Chiroptera; Vespertilionidae
Gene: ZNF217
Product: zinc finger protein 217
Exons: 8
Coding region: 1-2529 (842 amino acids)
Biological process (GO): regulation of DNA-templated transcription
Cellular component (GO): nucleus
Molecular function (GO): DNA-binding transcription factor activity, RNA polymerase II-specific; RNA polymerase II cis-regulatory region sequence-specific DNA binding
Source: RefSeq, a predicted model, not a curated record